Manis javanica (Malayan pangolin) is the source of this 2413-nucleotide messenger RNA. NCBI's taxonomy places the organism in Eukaryota, Metazoa, Chordata, Mammalia, Pholidota, Manidae. The record is from RefSeq and is a predicted model, not a curated record.
AUGCUGGCGGCCGGGCCGCAGGAAAGCAGAGCUCGGCGCGACCCAGCCCGGCGGAAACGAGCGCCAGACGGCUGCGCUCGCAGACUAAAGUCACGGAGGGAGGAGAAAGCCCCUCGGGGUGGGAGGAGCCGCGGGGGCUUUCCGGGCGCGGCGGGCGGGCGCGGGCGGCGACCAGCUGCGAGGCGGGCUGGAAGAUGCAAGGGGGCGGGCGCGCGCGCGAGUCCCCAGCCCGGAGGCUGCUCCCCGCGAAAGUUUAAGAGCAAAGCAGGGGUUUCUCGGCACCGCGGGGACAGUGCACCUGGCUGCUUCGCCCCGGAGCCGAGAAAUGGGCGCGCGUUAGAACCAGAAGCAAUAACUAAGCAACCCGAACGCCCCGUGGCGGGAGCUUCUCCCUCCCGCGGCCCGGGGAAUGAGGGCGAAGGUGGGGGUCGGGGCGCGGCAGGUGAGCCUGCUCCCGCGUGGGAAAUACCUAAACCCCGAGGCUUGGCGCCGCCCAGGGCGUCAGGCCUCCCAGCGGGGGUUGCGGGGAGUUUCUCGGCGUCCGAGGCACUUAGCCCAUUUUUCCACCCUCCCAGGGGUCUGGACUCCGGGGCCAACUCGGCUCUGAGUUUAGGACGAGGAAUCCGCCGGGCGCACGAGGCACGGAGGGCAAGUGGAAGUGUGGAAGGUGGAGUCCACGGAAGGGGCCUGGGGCAGGGGCUGCGCUGCGGACCGUGCGCUCCGAACUGGGAGCUGCAGGCUGCCGUGGGGAAGCCCCAGCCCGAAGGGAGGAGCUGCAGAGUCCUCAGGUCCCGCAGAACCAACGGCGACUUGCAGCGUGCCCACCAGGGGCCAACCCGUGGGCAGCCAUCGAGGACCAAAGGUGAACACAACCGGGCGGGUGCAGCCACUGGGGACACGCUUGAGGACCCCAGACAGUGGAGGGCAAGCUGAAGGUCAAAGUGGAAGCGUGGUCAACAGUACCCGAGUUGGGGUGAGGGGAUGGGGCAGGUUUGAACUGCGAGGCCCCUGCAGUCCCUGGAGUUAGGCUGCGCCGGGCUGGACCAGCGGUGGCGAUAAUCCCGACCACCAGUGUCCUCGGGGCCGGGUCAGAACCUGGCACCCGCGUGCCGGAGGGUGGGAGGCUGCCAGGACGGUCCAUGCGAAGACAAUCCAUGCCUGAGAAUGCGCUGAGCUAGCAGUGAACUUGGGCGCAUUGUCCUUCUUCUGUUCUUGGGGCUUUCUUUCUGAAGCCAAAAACACCCCAAAUCACCGUUUGCUUUUUGCCUUUUUCUGUAACUGGCCACAUUUACAUAAAUUCCACGGGGAAUUUCCCCUUCAAGGUUGAUGGUUGUUUUAGCGUUUCCAAGUAGCAAGUUAAACGAAGUUGGGAUUUACAAGUUCAAGUGCCCCCCUCAGGGCCAGGUCGGGUUUACUAGCCCUCCUCUCCUCCCAGCCAGGUACGGAUGGCACUGUAGGGUAUUAAAGUAACCCUGGGUGGAUGGGCCAGGGUCCUCCCGCUGCUGCCCUGGAGGGAAGCACCGCUCCGGACUUUUCUAGAGCUGAGGAGCCCUUGGCCCUCAUCCCCCAGUCACUGCUCAGCGGAAUGCAGGCGCUAUCUUCAGAGUCCACCACUUCCUCCUUUCCUUUCUUAGAAAUUGGGUCCAAAUAGCACUUGACUGGUUUUCCCCUUAAAGAUUAACUUCUGUAAUAGUUUUCUCAGAAUAAAUACUAUCCAUUGUGAGUGAUCAGACUCUAAACCCAAGCUGAUCAUUUUCUUCUUUUAGAAAUGCACCCUUUAUACCACCAAGAUGAUAUUCUCAACAUUGCUAAAACAACACAAAAUUAGGCAUAUGUAUUUUUAGUGAUAUUUUUAUGUUAUGUGUACAGAACCUACAUAGUAAAGUGAAAGCAGCUUAUCAAAACUGUCAACACACUCAGAGUAACUUAAAUCUGUAACAUUUUGAGAACUUGUAUUUUAUCUAAAGACUGUUCAGCGUCAAUGAACUAUUUUAAUGUAUGAUAUUUUUAAAGUUAUAUAUAUGUAUAUUGCACAGUUUGUUGAUUUAAUUGAAUAAUUGUCUGGGUCAUUAAAAAUAGUUCUCUACUUCAAUUAUAUUUCUGCAACAGACCACCUGGCUGUAACACCUACAACAGGAGGACCUUUCAAAAUUAUAAGCAAGGUAUUUAAAGAUUGAGACCUGAAUGCACACCACCUUUGGAAGGCAAAGGUGAGGGCAGGGAGCUCAUGGUACAGCAAACACAAGCUCACCCCACUAUUUGUGAAAUAACCCAAGGUCCCACCUCCCAGGGCUCAAUGGAGGCUUGAAUAGGAAAGUGAUUUUAAACUUUUGCAUAUUGUCUGAAAUUCAGCAUAUAAAUAAAUGUUAACUUUCGUAAUUACUAAAAUUAAAGCAUUCAUUUUCCUUGAUGA